Mollisia scopiformis is the source of this 3368-nucleotide messenger RNA. RefSeq lists its product as uncharacterized. Gene Ontology annotation, molecular function: RNA polymerase II cis-regulatory region sequence-specific DNA binding; zinc ion binding; DNA-binding transcription factor activity, RNA polymerase II-specific. Gene Ontology annotation, cellular component: chromatin. The coding region runs from base 342 to 3218 and encodes 958 amino acids. Gene Ontology annotation, biological process: regulation of transcription by RNA polymerase II; DNA-templated transcription. The record is from RefSeq and is a predicted model, not a curated record. The transcript has 7 exons. NCBI's taxonomy places the organism in Eukaryota, Fungi, Ascomycota, Leotiomycetes, Helotiales, Mollisiaceae.
GCUGCUGCUGGCUGCAGGCAAUCAGAUCCCCCCCCCAUCCUUUUUCAGUCCUCCUGACAUACAUCUGUGAAAGAUCCCAAAUACUUACAUUUUCCAUUUCCAUCCUCCCGCAACCGCAACGCAACACAUCGUCACCUUACACAUCAGCCGAGUCUUAUCUCAUCGUACCUCCCCGUUGGCCUGCUCCCCAUUCUCCUUCCUCGCUCCCAUGUGUGCGUGCUGUGUCAUGGGCACAGCCGUAGCAGUGUCUCGAAAGUGGGAAGAAGCUUCCGCAGCGUGAAAGAGUGUUGGCCCCACACGACCGAGAGAGACGUCCGUUUUGUUGCGAACAAGAACAGGCUAUGCCGACCAGUCCAGGGCACGAACGGCGACCAGAGCCCAGGGGUAUGCUACCUAAGAAAUGUCGAUAUUGUGAACGGAGGUUUUCCAAAGCAGAGCAUUUGAAGCGUCACCAGAGAUCUCAUACUGGCGAACGACCAUAUACCUGUCCUCGCUGCAACAAGAGUUUCUCCAGAAGUGAUGUCUUGAUACGGCAUUUGAAAAAUCACCCCCAGAUUGCUGGCGAAGAGAUUGAAAAGAGCUCUUCAGAAGGAGAUUUCAUCGAAGUAAACGGCGCGCCUCCUCACGAUCCGAAUCGACCUCCAAGCCUUCCUUCCAUACAUGAGCAAAUACCCCAAGAUGUGCAUCAGCGACAGGAAUACAUCCCAUCGCCGUCAGUCAUCGACCCCGCACUUGAAGGCCCUCUCGAAGAUCAUGUUGAACGAAGAUCCUCGCAUUCAGUACCGUCCGGACUAGAUCACCUCGCGCAACUAGCUUCACAACAGAAAUGGGGGAACGGAACAAUGGAUGCGGUUAUGGGAGAUUCAGCAAAUGCUGCUCUACCGGAAAUGAGUGGUUCGCCAACCUGGAAUAUGGAGAUUUCGAAUGGUUCGCACCCCUCACAUGGCGAAGUUGGGUUUGAUGCAAGACCAGUGCAACCAGAUCCAAGCUUUCAGAAUCUUGGACCAUCGCCGAAUACGGCUUCAAGAUUCAGUUUCGAACAUGAUAUAUAUGCUGGGAGAUUGAAUGGAAUGCACGAUCAAAUGACCCCAGACAUGGGCGGAAUAGCCCCCGACGUAGCGAUUAUGCCACAGGAUCUCCAGACCUGGUUUGAUCAAUUCGACUUGGAAUCGCAUCUUCAACCAGGAAACAUGCCCGAGUAUAGCCAGAGUCAGCACAAUGGAGCCCCGCCUUCUUCGAUCGGACGGCGAGGGUCGGCUAUAACUUCUGAAGGACAUUCUGUGCGAAAUGCCAGUUCUCCGUCAACAUUGAUCCCAACGGAGAGAUUCGCCAAAGUUGAAAGAUGUUGGCCAAUUCGUCAUAGCAACCCGCUUCGUCUGAUGCCUACCUUGUGGUGGGAUGCAGUGAUGAAGACGGAAGAUAAUCUAUUUUCGAAUAGCAAUCUCUCACCAGAAGCAAUAGAGCAAAAUCGACAAUGCGGCUCACGAUGGGGAUUGGACGAGGAUUGCAGAGAGCGGUUACAGAAGAUGUUUGUCACCAUCAAUCAUUCAGCUCGAGAUUCCGGACCAGCAGCAUUCAGCUCUCCUGAGAAUUAUUCCUCGCCAUCCGAUACCAGAUCGACUGGCCAAGCACCAUCGGUCAUGGGUGAUGGUUUGAUCACUACCAACUUUCCUCCUGCAGAGAUUUUCGAUAUUGGACUGGAUCUGUACUUCCGCCAAUUCCAUCCAUUGAUGCCUUUUAUUCACACUCCCACAUUUUGUCCGAAAACCGCACCGACAUCGAUUCUAUUUAUUAUGUGCCUUAUUGGUUUGACAAUACUGCAGACGAAAGGCGCAACUGCGUUUGUGCGACAGACAUUUUCAAAAGCUUUAGAGCAAGUAUCUGCUGAGCUCAUUCCUGCAUCGGGUGUAGAAGGAAGUCGAAUAGAUCAGAUGUCAAGUCUAGCAAGUGCUGUUCUUAUCUUGAAUUUGACUGAAAUGACUGGCCAAAAGUCUCAUCAAGCUCAAUGCCAGAUGUUGUAUACAAAUGUCAUUAUCACUGCUCAAAAGAACGGAUUGUUCAAUUCGAAUGGUGGUCAACCUUUGACCGAUGCAUUCUUCAGCCAGAUCACAGAUCUAGAUGCUCGAUGGAAAGCAUGGAGUAGAAUUGAAUGUGCAAAGCGCCUUAUUUUAUCCCUCACAAUGGUCGAUACCUGGUACUCAGCAAUGCUCCACACUUCUCCCAUCCUCCGAACCGAAGACAUUCAAGUCAUCCUACCCUGUGACGCCGCCCUCUUCCAAGCACCUACCGCCCAACGAUGGGCUCAUCUUGCGUCCACAAACCAACUAACCAUGCCAACCAUCUCCCUUUCCGGCGACACACUCACCCUCCCCGAAGUAUCAUCAACACUUGAACCCCUCGGAAUGCACUGCAUCCUUUCCAUUAUCCGCCUCCGAAUAUCUCAAGACUUCCAUCGCAUCCUCUCAGGAACCUCUCGUCGCGCAAUAGACCAAUCCUUCGUUCCUUGCCUCAGCUACGAAUCCGAUCCCUCCGCACGACGAACCAAGAAUCUCGUCGUCCAAGUAAUGAGAUCUUACUCUAGUCCUCUCACUACCAUGAACCCGAAUUGUAUCGUCCUCUGGCACAACAUGUGCAUAAUGCUCACCUCCGACAUUCGCUUGUUUGAGAUGGGCGCCGGUUGUGCGGGCGCUCCAGCGGCAAGACAAGCGCUGGAUGAUAUUGCUCGCUGGACUCAGACAACUAGUGCGAGAAGAGCAUGUUUGCAUGCUGCUCAAACGUUCAAGUUGAUGAGCAACAGGAGAGCUAGUGAUGGAGAUCCUUUCCAUGCUUCAUCUGGUCUGUUCCUUUCAGCUCUCAUUCUGGGAUUGUAUGUCUUCAUGGUCCCGCCUGAAAGCGAGAGUAAUGGAAAGAUGAACCAAGGGUUUGAUCUUAUCGACGAUGUUGAUUGGGCUGCGGUUGGGGAUGAGGGACUUGCUUCUACUUCUACCGCGGACAACGAAGUUACUCAUGAUGCGGCAGUGAAUUUCAUUAGAAAUGGAGGAGGUAUCUGUUUUGACGGUGUGAUGCAUUCCCCCGGAUAUGAAGCGGCAAGGAGGAUCUUGCUGGAUUACGCGAGGUUGUUGGAGGAUAUCGGACGCUGGAGGGUGAGGAUUAGUCAGUUCUCGAGAGUUUUGAGAAUCAUGAGUGACGCGCUUGUCGAUGUUGAGAUGGCGGGUUAAUGAUCGUCUGUCUGUCAUUUUAUUAAUGGAAUGGGUCUCUUUACGGGCACGGUCACGGGAUGGGAUCGGCGUUUGACUUGGAAGCUGAUGAAGCGGGGCCUCAAAAUUCAUCAUCGUUAUGAUAUUCAUGUUUGUGUGUCUUCUGGGAUG